GAUUUCUUCUGCGUCCUGUGUCUUGCCUGUUCAGCACUUGUCUACUCAAAGGAAACACUUUCUGGUCCCUGACUGAAGUUCUCUGAGGCCAGCAGCAGCUGUGGAUAUCCAGACAGUUGAGGCAGGCCAACCAGAUGAGUGGGGAUCGGGUGCCCCCAGGACAGGCCCUAAUCUGGGUCAUUUGGAUCUUUGCAGCCACCAUCAGGGGGUCUGUGACCGAAGAGCCACAUAGGUAUACCAGGCUGGGAUGGGUGAAGGGGAAGCAAGUCACUGUGCUGGGAAGCCUCAGACCUGUCAACGUGUUCCUUGGGAUUCCUUUUGCUGCGCCCCCACUUGGAGCCCUGCGAUUUUCCCGUCCACAGCCUGCGAGCCCCUGGCAUGACUUGAGAGAAGCCACCACCUAUCCCAAUUUGUGCCUUCAGAACCUAGAGUGGCUCACCACAUAUCAAAUAAUGCUCAAAGUGCAUUACCCUAAAUUUGGCGUCUCAGAAGACUGUCUGUAUCUCAACAUUCAUGCACCAGCCCAUGCCAACAAUGGCUCCAGUCUCCCGGUCAUGGUGUGGAUACCAGGGGGUGGCUUUGAGACUGGCUCAGCCUCCAUCUUUGAUGGGUCUGCCCUGGCUGCCUAUGAGGACGUGUUGAUUGUGACCAUCCAGUACCGCCUAGGGAUAUUUGGCUUCUUCACUACACGGGACCAGUAUGCCCCCGGGAACUGGGCCUUCCACGACCAGCUGGCUGCCCUGCUAUGGGUCAAGGAGAACAUCAAGUUCUUCGGUGGAAACCCUGAUUCCGUGACCGUCUUUGGUGGCUCAGCGGGAGCCAUAAGCAUUUCUAGCCUGGUUCUGUCUCCUUUGAGCAAGGGCUUAUUCCACAGAGCCAUCAUGCAGAGUGGAGUGGCCAUCAUUCCUAGCCUGAAGAGCCUUGAUGACGAGCUGAAAACUGAUUUGCAGGUGGUUGCUACUGUCUGCCGUUGCAAUGCAUCAGACUCCCAGGCUUUGCUGAAGUGCUAGGAAAAGUCUUCCUUGGAGUUGCUGAGCCUUGGCAAGAAGACAAAGUCGUUCACUAGAGUGAUCGAUGGUCUUUUCUUGCCUGAUGAACCACUAGAACUAUUUUCUCAAAAGACAUUUAAAGCAGUUCCGUCCAUGAUUGGAGUCAAUAAUCAAGAGUGUGGCUACAUAUUGCCCAUGAAGGACACCCCUGAGAUCCUCCACGGCUCCAACGAAUCUGUUGCUCUUAACUUGAUACACAUUUUCCUGCAUAUCCCCACCCAGUAUUUACAUGUUGUAGCUAAAGAAUACUUCCAUGGCAAGCACUCCCUGACUGACAUUCGAGACACUUUACUGGACUUGUUUGGAGAUGUGUUCUUUGUGGUUCCUGGGCUGGUGACAGCUCGAUAUCACAGAGAUGCUGGUGUACCUGUAUAUUUUUAUGAGUUUCAGCACCGACCCCAGUGCUUUGAAAACACGAGGCCAGCCUUUGUGAAGGCUGACCACACGGAUGAAAUCCGCUUUGUCUUUGGAGGCCCUUUUUUAAAGGGUGAUGUUGCCAUGUUUCAGGAAGCCACUGAGGAAGAGAAGUUGCUAAGCAGGAAGAUGAUGAAGUACUGGGCUAACUUUGCCAGGAGCGGGGAUCCUAAUGGGGACAGCCUGCCUCUGUGGCCAGUCUACGAUCAGAAUGAGCAGUACCUGAUGCUGGAUUUGAACAUUAGUGUCGGACAGAGACUGAAAGAUCAGAGAGUGGAAUUUUGGACAGAUACUCUCCCCCUGAUCAUGUCUGCUUCAGAAACACUGCUCAGUCCUGCUUCCUCCUUAAUCCUCUUUUCUCUACCUCUGCCUUUCCUUUUCUAUGUUGCCCUUUAGAAGUCAUCAUUGUGUGGUUCUGAAUUUCCUGCUUUUAAGUUUCUCCCUCAGCCAUUACCCUCAUUCUCCACUGAGCUGCUCUCUGUGGGGAUUUCUGUCCACUAAUCUGCUUUAGCUGGUGUUUUAUGGGCUUAGGGAUGAACCUCAUGAAAUUCUUUUCAACAUCAAAAAAUUCAAUUUGUCUUGGAAGGUAAUGAGAUUUUCUCAAUGAGUCUGGAGGAGGGCUGGCCCAUUACUUGUCAUGUAAUGAUCCCGUUACUCAUAUGAAAUAAAAUCAGAAUGCAAAAUAUAUGCAAAAUAUA
This is a messenger RNA of Peromyscus leucopus (white-footed mouse), 2161 nucleotides long. RefSeq names its product carboxylesterase 5A (gene Ces5a). The record is from RefSeq and is a predicted model, not a curated record. NCBI's taxonomy places the organism in Eukaryota, Metazoa, Chordata, Mammalia, Rodentia, Cricetidae.